AUGGCUGGCCCCUGUGCAAGCACCCAGCUGGGUCGUGCAGCUAAGGGCAGUAGUGGCCAUUGGCCAUCGGUCAUCAGCCAUCACCAGGCAGCUCAGAGCAGGAAGAGGCAGCUCCCCCGCCCCGGGCUCAGGGACACUUGCACUGCAUGCCUGGCACUACCAGCUCCAGCUCCAGCCCCUCGAAAGCACAGCGUGCAAGCCAGCAGCAAGCUCAACUCUGCUGCCUCCUGCCCUAAGCUGGGCCUCACCUAUGUGCAGAGCAGUGACCAAUACAGGAGGAGGACCUUUGUUAGUGUGAAUGAAGAGACGGCGGUGGACAAUUUCGUUCCCGAGACCCUGUACUUCCUCAAUGACCAGUACAACCGAGACAGCAAGGAUGCAUACAGCUUCCGGAUCAUCCGGGUGCUGCAGGUGCAGAGCCAGGUGACUGACCACCUGGAGUAUCACAUCAAGGUGGAGAUGCGGAGAACCACAUGCCUGAAGCCAAAGUUCAGCAGCUGCCCCCCUCAGGAUGGGGAGCAGUACAAGCAAAUCAAUUGCUACUUCUCGGUGCAUGUGAACCCCUGGGCUGAAAAGUACAAGAUCUUGAAGAAGGAAUGCAAGGAUCACACCUCUCCUGUGGCCACCACCAAGAAGGAUCCCACAGCCCUCAGUGCAGAUGAUAAACAGGCCCGACCUCUCCCCUGACGACCUUCAUGCUGUAGUUCCAUUCUUUUUCUUUUCCCUCAAUUCUUCAGUUUAUAAUAUUAUAAUACAGGUGUAUGCUGGGCCAACACAGUUUAGGGGGUCCAGAUGAGUCUUUAGAGUUCAAAAUAAGGCAGAAGAGAGAAGAAUGAAGCAUGCACAAAACACCUUAACAAGGCAACAACCCAAGAGUAUCCACAGGGGAGUCUCAGGAACCUAUGAGACUCCCCACUUCAUCUCAAGUAGAAAACAAGGAGAAUUACGCACACACACACACACACACACACACACACACACACACACACACCAAGGAAGAGA
Chinchilla lanigera (long-tailed chinchilla) is the source of this 1002-nucleotide messenger RNA. RefSeq names its product cystatin 11 (gene Cst11). The transcript is spliced from 5 exons. The record is from RefSeq and is a predicted model, not a curated record. Gene Ontology annotation, biological process: defense response to Gram-negative bacterium. NCBI's taxonomy places the organism in Eukaryota, Metazoa, Chordata, Mammalia, Rodentia, Chinchillidae. Gene Ontology annotation, molecular function: cysteine-type endopeptidase inhibitor activity. Bases 1 to 687 code for a protein of 228 amino acids. Gene Ontology annotation, cellular component: sperm flagellum; sperm head; cytoplasm.